AUGUCAGAAUUAACAGAACUAAAGCAACGAAGAGGUAGGGUUAAAAGUCAAGUCACCAGAUUACAGAGCUUCUUUGAGGCUAACUCGGAAUGCUCAGCAGCAGAGGCACAGGUUAGGCUCAAAAAAUUGGAAGAACUCUGGAAUUCAUUCGAGGAAAUUCAGCAACAAAUAGAGGAAAUAGACAUGCAAGACGGCGUGCCAACGAAAGACGACAGCGAGCAAGUAACUUUCGAAGAAAGAUAUUACAGCAUAGCAGCUAAGGCACAGCAAAUAAUCAUCGAAAAAAAGGAUCGGUUACAAGCAACGUUGCAACAGCAACAACAAAGAGACAGCAGUCACAAUCAGGCAUCAACCAGCGGGCUCAGACAAGAGAGCAUCCCCUAUCGGGAAAGGCGAAACAAACCAAAGCUUCCCGAGAUAAAGCUCCCAGAGUUUAGUGGAGAAUACAUCAAAUGGUUGUUUUUCAAAAACAGCUUUGAAACCACAAUACAUAACGAUAGAAAUUUAACAGGACCACAGAAGUUUCAGUAUCUCAUCGAAGUGCUAACAGGGGAAGCACGAAAGGUCAUCGAAGGCUUCAGUAACGAAAAUUACGAGAAUGCUUGGCAGCUUCUAAAAAACACAUACGAUAAUGAAAUGAUGAUCAUAGAAACGCAUCUAGAUGCAUUAUUUAAUUUUCCGUCUAUCACAAAGGACAACAAGGCCGAAUCAAUAAGGCAGCUCAUAUGGCACAUACAAACGCACAAAUCUUCGUUGAAAUCCCUGCAUCAGCCCGUGGAUCAUUGGGAUACAAUAAUAUUGCAUCUGUCAAAAAAGAAACUUGAUUACAUUGAACAGCGCGAUUGGCAGGAUCGUGCAAAGGAUCAUACGCCACAGAAUAUGCCGAAGUUAGAUGAUUUUAUCGCAUUUCUGACAGAACGCUGUCACACAUUACGCAUGCUAAAUCAAAACAAGAUUACUCCAACAAAACAGCAGCCGUCUCCCAAAGACAAUCAGGAGAAGAAAACAGGAAAGAAGAUCGUAUUAGCAGCGACUUCACUUCAGUGCAAAAUUUGUAACGAGGCACAUCAAGUGUUCCGUUGUAACGAACUGUUGAAAUUGGCUCCAGACGAGCAUAAAAAAUGCAUUAUGGAAAAGAGGUUAUGUAUCAAUUGCCUCAAUACAGGACACCAAGCGAAGGAGGGUAGAGCAUCAACAUGUAAAAAAUGCUCAGGCAGGCACAACACGCUCUUGCAUAGAGAGGAGCACAAGAAGACAGAAGAGGAAAUCACAACAGCACCAGUUGUCGUACACUGUACAAAUGCAGUGAAUGUAUCAAGCGCAGCGCAUAAAAAUACAAGUGCGCAUCACAUUCUCUCCACAGCUCAAGUUUAUAUUCGAAACAGCGAUGGAAAACGAGUAAUCUGUCGUGCAUUGUUAGAUCCAGGGUCGCAGUUGAAUGUUAUAACAACGGAUCUACUGCAAAGGCUGAAAUUACCAUGGACUAAAGGUGACGAACCAGUCAGUGGAAUAGAUCGAGUCAAAACAGACAUUUGCAAGGUCAUUCGAUUAACAGAUCCGGCUUAUAAGGAGCCUGGAGAAGUUGAUUUACUUGUGGGAUUAGGUUUAUAUUGGAAACUAGUCAUCGGUGCACCAAGAAAUCGCAUUGAUGGUCAGCCAGCAUUGCAGAACACUAAACUGGGGUGGGUCAUUGGUGGCAGCUUAGAUUCAGGUAGCUCCAAGGCAACAGGUCAAGCAUCAACAUGUUUAGCAAUCACAAAUGAUCAACUGUAUCAACAAGUUGAAAAAUUCUGGAAAGUGGAGAAUCUUCCGGAAGUCAGGCACUACACAGCAGAAGAAGAAGCUUGCGAAAGGUACUUCAUAGACACAACACGGAGAGAACAGGAUGGUAGGUUCGUUGUCCGUCUACCUACACGAUCAACGGUUCAACUCGGAAAUUCGCGAGAUCAAGCUCAAAGGAGAUUGCAAGCAGUCGAGCGAAGCUUCCAAAGGAAUCCAGAUUUGCAAAAGGCAUAUUACGAAUUCAUGGACAACUAUGAGCAGCAGGGUCAUAUGUCAAAAAUUUCAGAACAAGAGUUUCAAGAAUACAAAGAGGUAUAUUUCCUGCCACACCAAGCAGUGCUACGACCAGACAAGUCAACAACAAAAAUCCGUGUCGUAUUCGACGCGUCAUCAAAGACGGCGUUGGGUACGUCUCUAAAUGACAAGCUCCUCACGGGGCCCAAUUUGCAAAAUAGUUUUUUUAAGGUAUUAAUAAAAUUCAGAAUGCUUCCAUUUGUCAUAAAUGCUGAUGUAGCACAGAUGUUUAGGCAGAUAUUGGUUGAUAAGAGAGACAGGGCGUUACAGCUCAUCCUUUGGAGACGCAACUCUAACGAGGAACCACAUAUUUAUCAGCUAAAUACCGUUACCUACGGAACUGCAAGUGCACCGUAUCAUGCGAUGCGUUGCAUCCGGGAAUUGGCGAUUCAGCAUCAAGAAGAAUACCCGAUGGCAUCAAAGGCAAUAAUCGAGGAUUCGUACAUGGAUGACAUACUUUCAGGAGGUAAUACACGUCAAGAAGUAAUCGAACUCCAACGACAGCUGUUCGAGUUGUUACAAAAGGGGCAAUUCUUUCUUAGAAAGUGGAGAUCAAACGAUCGUCAAAUCUUGCAGCCUUUACUAGAUCAGCGGCAUGGUGAAAUGCUUACGUUAGACAAAGAUGAGGCAAAGACGUUGGGUCUUUUGUGGUGCUCAUCAAGCGAUACGUUGCAAUACAAACUGGAUCUGCCAGUAAGGAAGAGCCUUACGAAGAGGACUGUACUAUCACAUGUAUCGCAAAUUUUCGAUCCAUUGGGUCUACUCGGACCUGUCUUGAUAAAGGGAAAGAUCUUCGUGCAAAAAUUAUGGGCAGACGAUUUGCAGUGGGACCAACCGUUACCCCUGCAACACCAAGCAGCGUGCACAAAUCAAAGUGGCAAUACAAGUUCGCAUCUUCUUUGUGCCAAGUCCAAAGUGGCACCGCUGAAAACACUCUCUCUUCCUAGAUUGGAGCUAGAAGCAGCACUUCUUUUGGCACAAUUGUACGACAGCGUUAAGACUGCUUUAAAAGGAAGAAUUCGUCAAGUUCAUUUAUGGAGCGAUAGCACAAUUGUUCUUGGUUGGAUAAAGAUGCAACCUCACGUUCUUAAGACUUUCGUUGCCAAUAGGGUGGCGAAGAUACAGGAGUUAACGGCAAGCGAGGCUACAUGGUGA
Solenopsis invicta (red fire ant) is the source of this 3231-nucleotide messenger RNA. RefSeq lists its product as uncharacterized. The transcript has 3 exons. The record is from RefSeq and is a predicted model, not a curated record. NCBI's taxonomy places the organism in Eukaryota, Metazoa, Arthropoda, Insecta, Hymenoptera, Formicidae. The coding region runs from base 1 to 3231 and encodes 1076 amino acids.